Triticum dicoccoides is the source of this 1467-nucleotide messenger RNA. RefSeq lists its product as uncharacterized. The transcript has 5 exons. Lineage: Eukaryota; Viridiplantae; Streptophyta; Magnoliopsida; Poales; Poaceae. The record is from RefSeq and is a predicted model, not a curated record. Bases 422 to 745 code for a protein of 107 amino acids.
CCAAAUCACACGGCGUCUUCACGGGCGAUUGGAUCUGAGCUUGAGGCGGAGAUGGCGGAGGACGGAGGCAGAGGCCGCCGUCUCUGCCGGUCGACGACGGAGAAAUGGCCGCAACCGAGGAGGACGGCCAUGGAGGGGAGGGUGCUUCCUCGAUCCGGAUGAGGGGAGCAGCAGCUGCGACCUCGAUGCGGAUGAGGAGAGCAGCAACCGCGCCCCUGUUCUUCGCGGCGCGGCGGCCGGCUGCCUCGGCUAGGAGCUUUGCCCUCUUAUUCCCGCGCGGUGCAGCGGCGACCUGAGGACGAGUUCGAGGCACAGUGGUGGUUACAGCACACGACGCCGGGGGAGGCGGCGGUGCUUCCUUGCCUCGUCUGUUCUCCUUAUCUGAGGUCCGUCCGACGGCAGAUGCACACCCGACGUCGUCAUGGAGGCUCCGACCCCGAGGCACCCUCCCUGCUUCCUUCUGGUUGCAUCUCCCCCAGGCUCGAAGAGAGGAAGAGUAGGCCGGCGGCAAGGAUCCAGUGACGAGCGCCUCCGUAGUGCAGAUACUUUGGAUCUAUGUGCUUUGGCCAAAUUGGUCGAGCCUGAGACUGAUUGGAAGACCUUUUCUGAUAUCCUUGAAUUAGCCGUGGAAGGCAGAGGAAGUAGAGAUAAAAAUGACAGAUGGGCCUGGAAGAUACACCAGAAACAGAAGAAAAUUUUCUCAAAAUUGCGAAAGAGAGCUAUAGAGGCCGGUGAUCAACUCUAAGCUCCACUUACAAGGCAUACAAAACAGAUGCAGCUAGAUUGGCUAAUCUGCCGGAAGAUUUACUACUGGAAGAGUGAAUGGAUGAUUGAGUACUUUGGCACUGAUUAAAAAUUUCAGGAACACAACCGACGCUAAGAACGGAACAUGGUCUAACACAGAGUCCCAGGAUGUUUAAGUGAGUACACUGACUUUUGGUUAUUCUAUAGUUAUUCAAUGAUGUGCGUUCGGCAUACUUCUGCAUCAGCUGGGAUUAUUCAUGUGUUGGAUCGUGUUAUUCUUGUUUCAUCUUUUAUAGUGUCAAUAUUGAUGCGGCACCUAUAAUUGUUCUUUCCGUUUUGAGGACAAAACACAUUAAAAGGUUGAAAACAAAGAAACUGAAACCCAUGGUCCACUUUCAAGUGAGCAUGUCAUUGGCCUUCAUAAUUAGCUAGCUGCUUCUUCUCUUUCACCAUGCGUUGCUGCUGCAUUGAGUCACAACUUAAAAAAAUGAAUAUGUGCUAGCUAGGGACAUGAACUUAAUUGAGACUAUAGAUUGAGUCACAACUUAAAUCAAUAGCGGAAGCUUUAAGUACAUGUACUUGUGUAUACGCUUUAGACAUUUACACUUGUAAGAUUGUUCUGACCCCUAAGUUACAUGCUUGCUGACACAGUAUUACUCCUCUAGUUAGUCUGGCAACAGUUCUUUUUAACAAUGGGGCUGGAAUAAUUGUAUGGCAUAUGUU